AUGGCUCCCGUCGAGAAGAACCUGAAGGAUGAACAGCCCAAAUACUUGAAGGGUGACAUCAAGGCAUCAGCGCUGGAAUUGAUUGGCAACACGCCCAUGGUGGCAUUGGACCGCCUUUACAGUGGCCCUGGGAGAAUAUUGGCGAAAUGUGAGUUCAUGAAUCCUGGUGCAUCAAUCAAGUGCCGUUCAUCGUUAAGCAUGAUUAACCGUGCUAUUGCAUCUGGUGAGCUGAAACCUGGUGAACCUGUGGUGGAAAUUACUUCUGGUAACCAAGGAUGUGGCCUGGCUGUGGUGUGCGCUGUGUUGGGACAUCCUCUAACACUGGCUAUGUCCAAAGGCAAUAGCGUUCAGAGGGCGCUUCAUAUGGAAGCUCUUGGUGCGAAAGUAGUUCGAGUGGAUCAAGUUAAAGGAACCUAUGGAAAUGUAACAUAUGCUGACGUCGAAGUUGUUCGAGAAGUAUGUGAUAAGUUGGUGAAGGACCAGAACGCAUACUUUGUUAACCAGUUCAGCAAUGAAGCAAAUGCAGAUGCUCAUUAUGAAAGCACAGGUCCUGAGAUCUGGCAGCAGACUGGACACCACGUAGACGCUUUUGUAGCAGCAGUUGGCACUGCUGGUACGUUUAUGGGCACAUCGAGAUAUUUGAAAGAACAAAACCCCAACAUAAAAGCAUACGUGGUCGAGCCAGCUGGAGCAGAAGCUAUUGCAGGCUGUGAAGUCACGAAGCCUCUUCACUUACUACAAGGGUCAGGAUAUGGAUUAAUACCCGACUUGCUUAAAUAUGAAUUUAUGGAUGGUUCAUUGAGUGUAACUGAUGAGGAAGCUGUGAAGUACAUGAAGUUGAUUGGUGAGAAGGAAGGUCUAUACGUGGGCUACACCAGCGGUGCCAACGUGGCGGCUGCUAUCAAACUGUUGGAGUCAGGCUUGGUGCCAGAGGAUGCGUGGGUGGUCACGGUACUGGCUGACACUGGACUCAAAUAUACGCCAGUACCAGAGGAAUUAAUGAAGUGA
Spodoptera littoralis (African cotton leafworm) is the source of this 1008-nucleotide messenger RNA. The record is from the annotation of a GenBank genome assembly. Lineage: Eukaryota; Metazoa; Arthropoda; Insecta; Lepidoptera; Noctuidae.